CUUCGGUCUGGGUCAUGGACAGCGUGGUUUCUAGCUAGGCUGUAUCGCGAUGUUCCUUCUCCUUCUUUCAUUCCUGUCCCCGUUCUUUUCGUCGUCCGAUUCUGUGAAAUAUGGUGGAGGUUCUCGGUCCUCUGUCUGCUCGUCCGCCAACUCCACCUAGGACAUCAUCUCGUAUGCUGUCUGAAAAUGAUCGAACUGAAGAUUCUCCGGUUGUUGUACACACGCCUCGCGACUCUCCCUUUUCCGUCAAUGGCUCAACCGGUGCGCCGUCAAGUCGACAAUCAAAGCGCGUGAACUUCUCACCAUGGACAAGAUACAUCAAACCUCCCUCGUUUACCAAUUCCGCCGCAAAAUCCAAAUCUGACCUCAAGUCCCUGCCUCCCUCGAACGAAUGCAAACCUACAAAAUCUAUCCUCAAACCGACCACAUCUCACUCUGCUACCAAUUCGCCGUCUGCUGAACCUCAAGCUCCCGUUUCCUUCGCCAUGCUUCUAGAGUCGAUCUUACAACAGCUCGCUGGAGAGGCUGUCAGUUCAAGGCUCGACGCCUACAUGCAGUUCUUCGGGGCCCUGAGAGCAUAUGACAAUCUGCCUGGUGAUCAAGAAAUCAUAGCGAGGUUGGGCUUGAUCACUCAGUUCAUACAUCGGGACGUUAGCCGGGACUUGACAACCGGCGGACCGCUACAUACCAACCUUGUAAUACAGGCCCUUAAGUUGGCUGUUGCACUGGUUUGGCAUAGUGAGAUCUCUGCGCGUCUGUCAGAUGACUUCAAGACCUUUCUUGUCGAUCAUUCCGUCAACUGUCUUCAAGAUGUGAAGAUGCCAAAGUCCGUGGUUACUCACUACUUGUCCGUAUUGUCAACCCAGAACUUUAACGCCAAGGUCAUGACGAACACGCGAAUAAUACGCAUUUUGACGGUUCUCCAUGAAUUAACUAAUCGCGUCACUGGAAGCGCAAUUGUGUCCCAGCGUCUAAGCAUCUAUCUUCGUGUCCUCAAUCAAUCCAAGAUGAUCUUCGUCUCAAAUGCAUCCCUGUGGAUGGAUCAUCUCAUAUCCGGCUUGCUACACCAUGUCAAAGAUAUCAGGAUAAAGGCUAUCUCGGUGGGCUUUCAGACCGCUAUAGCGUGCGGACCAAACCCAACCUUGUCGAAAUGCGUCCGUGAGGUCUUCAGCAGACCUCUCGAUGAGCGGAGGAAGCUUGUGACGGAAGUUUGUGAGCGAAUGACGCGCAUGAUGGCACUUUCUGAUUGCGGAGUCCACAUACCUCAAAUAUGGAGCGUGAUUAUUCUACUCCUGCGCAGCAAAAAGUUCAACGUGGAUCAGUGGGAGCAUUUCAAAGAAUGGGUCCUUGUGCUGCAGAGAUGCUUCAAUUGCAGUGAUUCUGCAAUCAAAGCGCAGGCCAUCGUUGGCUGGAAUCGGUUUGUUUAUGUCGUCAGUCCCAGCGACACAACGAGCCCUUCCUUAUUGCGGAUGCUGAGCAAGCCCAUCGUCUCUCAGUUCGAUCGGAAGAAGCAAGACAAACAACCCAGUCAGCUAGCCUUGUGCAGCUACUAUAAUCUUCUUUAUUACGCCUUCCGUCCCUCGGCAUCUUUUCAGCAUCUUGAUGUCGUCUGGGAAGAAUAUGUCGCUUCACCGGCUUCGAGCAUUUUUUCGUCUGUACCCAGUCUCAGCGACAGGGUAGCCCACGUGCUAUCCAAUAUGCUCUGGAGCCCCCAAGCGAAGGUUUGGUUGGAGAACAAGGUCAACGAGAGCAACAAGCUGGACCCUGAAGAGUUGCCAUCCAUUGACAGUAGGUGGAUUCGGUCGAGGAUAACAUCGGUUUUGAGCGUUUUUGAGGAGAUCUUCAAGUCUUCUGUCUGGAAUCCCGAUAUUGAGCGGUCGAAUAUUGCUACAGCCUGGAUCGGCUUGUCCAAGGCCUUGUCACAUGCGUCGAGCAAAGAGAUUACGCCCACGCCAGAAUCGAUGCAAGCUGUAGCACACGUGCUUGGCCUUCUUCAGCGCCUCUGGAACGCCGGGCCCUCAUCGCUCAAUGCGGCUAUCGAGAAAGACUCAACGGAUGCCUUCUAUGACCGGUUCAGCUUUCUUGCCACCACUAUGAUCUACAGUCUUGGUAGCGCACGGUUUACCGAGAAAUUACUCCUCAAGACAGCCGAUGAGACUUUUCAGGCUGCUACUACGCCUACGCAUCGUCAUCAAAAGGCGAAUACAAGUCUAGACAGUCCCAUCCUACAUUUUCUUCGAUUUAUCAGUGAACUACCUGGUCAUUCGAGGCCUUCCACGUCAUAUUCGCGCCUCGUUACCCGUGUUCUGGAAGCUACUUGCAGUGACAAGCUAUCAAGGAGCUCACGUCUGGAAUUCUUUAGCCAAUGUGCAGAUAUACAUGUGUUUGAUGCGGCUGCUCAUAUUGGCGAUGAUAGUCUAGCUGAAACCGUGUGGAGGUCUGUGGCACAGCUGUCUGCAAGCUCUUUAUCCUCUUUCCCUAUGGAGACAGCCCGCGAACGUGACGGCUCAGUUUGCCGUGACUAUGAGAACAUUGUUAACAUCCUUUCUGCCGGCUUGAAGUUCUCCGACGUGUUCGAAGCCUGGAAUCCGCUUGUUGAUUCUCUUAUCCGCGUCGUAAGAACCGAAAAGGGUGAUCGGGCUAUUUCCACCAUGGCCAUGGAACCUCUUGCCGCAUCUAUCAUAGAACAAGGGACACGGAAUACCUGCAAGCCCUCCGCAUCACUCUUGAAACUCUCGCUCUCAAUUCCUUACGGCCACGAAGCGGAGACGGCAAAAGGAACACAUGAAAUGGCCUUCCCUUACAAGCUGAUCGAACUCGUGGAUAAGACUCUUCGUCAGUCGUACGAAAGCUUUGAUCCUGUCGAACCAAACGGCAUUGCAGAUUUCAUCGAGUGCCUGACGUCUCUACUGGGAUCGGGUGUACCUACUUUCCGUACAGCAAUGCUCACACACCUCCAGCAGUCCCUUGCAUUAUAUCUCAAAGACGGGGAGCGCAAGAUAAACGCUGAGAGUGGCGUGGAAAGCAGAAUCCUUACUGCUUGUCGCGCGCUGUCGUCAGCCGUCUUGAACAUCUUGCAAGCAGCACAACCUCACGACGCCUUCCGUGUACAAAAGUUCGAGCCUAUAAUCUGUGCGGGUCUUGAGUCCACACAUGCCUCUGUAACAAAACGAUUUCUUGACUUCUGGCGUUGUUCGUUUGGAUCACAAGAGUCCUUGCCCUGCCCCGAGACGAUAUCUCGCGCGCUACAUGAUAUUGAAGUCCAGAUGAAGCUUCAGCAGCCGCAUGGUCAUCGGCAAAAUAUACAGUCCGAGGCACAAUCCGAUCGUCAAGACGCAAAGGCCAUUCCAGUCGAUACAUCGGUCAAGUCUCGCAUUGCUUUCAUACUUGAUGAUCCAUUCACAUUGGGGCUGAACUCGUCGCCUAUAACCGGAGGGUCUGAGCGUAAAGCCAUGCCUACGUCUUCGGAGAAGCAGACCGGACAUUCAGCGGGCCAAGUAUCCCAAACUGAUGAUGACUCUGAUCCGGAUGUGGCCACGGGUCAUUCGAUGCCCCUCCCGACGGGAUCGGGAGAUCCUAGGAAGCGUAGCGAGUUGUUUUCGAUCAUUGAAAGCCUUCGUUCGUCUUCACCUCCGACGAAUACUCCAAGAGAACUCGGUUUCAUGACGCCCCCGCACUUGCGCGACCUGCGCAACGCGGAUGCCGACGCCGGGACACCACAAACCCCGACCCUACCACCUGUCGCCACUGACAAUGAGUACGGGUUUCUCGGUUCUUCCCCUACGCCGGGUACUCGAAGCCGAACGCAAUUGAGCGAACCCGAAAUACCUCAGUCGCUAUCGACUCCAGCAGCAGAAGAGUCUGUCCUAGAAAACGAACUUCAAUCCUCCCCUCCAAAGCUGAAAUCGACCAGUCCUGAACCUCGAAGUAACACAGGAAACAUGAACACACCAGGAUCAGGGAACACUACGUCGAGCAGGAGCAGAAGAUCGAAGAGGAGGGCCCGGCGUUCGUCAAGGCAGAAGAAGGCAAUGAACGCUCAGUCCAGUCAACCGGAAGCGACUGAUGAAAGCAUGGCAGUUGAUUCAGAGGAACCACUGACAAAGCGUCUCCGUUCAUCGACAGGCAAAUUGCCAGAAGACAAAAGUCUCUCCACUGAAGACAGGCAAUCGAAGGAUUCGUCGAAGAAUGGCUCUCGUGACUCCGGGCUUUCCCAAGACCCUAUUACGGAUUCUGGUGCUACCGCGGAGCCUGUCAACGAGCCAGAGCACCAGGUCAGUGCUGAGCAACCGAAGGACAACGAAAAACAACAAAUAGACGGCUACGACUACAUAGCGGACUCAUGCAGCGACGACAUGGAGACCCAGGUUGCGUCUCAGUUGGAGCAGGAUCUAGAACUCGCUGUAGAUCUGGACGACACGGCGAGUAUAGAACAUGCUGCAACAGCUUCGGAGCAGGGUGCGAAUAAGAAACGGAAACGCGAGGCAGAGCAAUCUACACCUUCAGGCAAAGAGCGACGUCGUUCUUCAAGACUCACAAAGACGCCUUCUGUCGCAGAUAUCGAAGGCGGUCGUGCUACUCGGUCUAAGAGACCGAUGACCGUGUCGCAGGAGGUCGAAUCAUCCCCUGCCGAAUCGGCGCCGAAGCGACGGAAGACCGAGUCUAAGAGUGAUAUGACUAGCACGAGCAAGCCCGCCGAGCAAGCAGCUAGUACUGAUAGCGGGAAGACCAAGGCCCUGGAUACCCAAGACAGCUCUCAAAAACGCAGAUCCUCUCGUCUCAGCGGACAGGCGGCGCCAGCCAUUCCCGAGGAGAGCCCGCUUCCGAAGAGGUCACCACGACCUAGUCGUUCUCGCAAGGCGACCAAGGACAAAGCCAAAGACAGCAUACCAGAAGAGCCUCAACUUAGAGAAGAUGUCGAGACCCAUCACGACGAGACUCCUACUAAAGAUGCGGUGGACCAACCUGUCAAGGAUGAAAAGGAGUCCAAGAUCACUGUUGAAGAUAAACCAGCUGAGCAACUCCCAGAACCGGAUAGCUCAGUGCAGCCUCCAACAGAAGCUCAGGUCGACGAACCGAUGGAUGAGCCGGUGCCAGAGACCCAGCAAACGGCACCUGAUGACGUGCCAAUGGAAGACGCGCCCACAGUGACCGAACCCAUCCCUGAGACGAAGGUGCCAUCUGAAGAGAAGAAUCUGGAGGUGACGGAAAAGACGCGAGCAGUAUCCCGCACGACUCAGACCGAAGGUCAGGAGCCAGAGAUCUCGGAGGUGGGUAUCACAGACUCCCUCCGCAAAGUCUUGAGCGAUGUGAAACUGGCCAAGUUGGAUCGAAACUCGCUGAAGGAAAUUGACGAUUUACUAUUUGAUAUCCGGGUGGAAACGCAUGAGGCAUUGAGGAGAAACACCGGUUGAAUGGAUUUUGCAUAGCGAUGGCGUUGUACUUUUGUCUAUAUCCUAGUAUCAAUAUCUUAUACUCCUUGCUUUUUUUUUGUCUGCCCGUCUGACUGUUUUAUUUUGUGACCAUGGCCAUCAAAAGAAGUUCUCAUUUGUUUAUGAUCCCGUGCUUGAUUUGCCAUUAUUCUUUCGGUCUUAUGUUC
Messenger RNA from Aspergillus vadensis CBS 113365, 5599 nucleotides. RefSeq names its product putative telomere length regulator protein (Rif1). Lineage: Eukaryota; Fungi; Ascomycota; Eurotiomycetes; Eurotiales; Aspergillaceae. Gene Ontology annotation, cellular component: nucleus. Gene Ontology annotation, biological process: telomere maintenance. Bases 111 to 5414 code for a protein of 1767 amino acids. The record is from RefSeq and is a predicted model, not a curated record. The transcript is spliced from 3 exons.